AACUUGCGUUCUACAUUCUCCAGGCCCAUUGCAAAGAUUCGACUACAGUGCGACGGUUGUGCUCAGCUCGUGUGAUUCAAAAAUAUAUAGGGGACUCGGACUCAUAAGAAAUAUAUAUAAACUAGGAUAAAGUAUAUAUAAAAAACUAUCACGAAACAUAAUGGAACCCGGUGCAGGUGCAGAAAGUGAAUCCGUAUGCGGAAUGCCCGUGGAAUCACAUGAUCCCCUGUACUUGGAGGCCUAUCGCCAGAGUGUCGAGGAUCCGGCGACCUUUUGGGAGGAGCAGGCUCAUCUGCUCGACUGGGAUAGGCCCUGGGAAAAGGUACUGGACAACAGCAACCCACCCUUCACGAAGUGGUAUGUGGGUGGGUAUUUGAAUGCCUGUUAUAACUCCAUCGAUCGGCACAUACUAGCUGGUCGGGGUGCCAAGGUGGCUCUAAUUCACGACAGUCCGAUCACGGAAACAGUACGCCGAGUGACAUACCAAGAGCUCUAUGACCAGAUUAUUUUGCUGGCCGGUGGUCUGGCCAAACUAGGGGUGGUCAAGGGUGAUCGCGUGGUGAUCUACAUGCCCCUCAUCCCAGAGACUAUCAUUGCCAUGUUGGCUAUUGUUCGUCUGGGCGCAAUUCACUCGGUGGUCUUUGGUGGCUUUGCCGCCAGGGAACUCUGUUCACGGAUAGAGCAUGUAGAACCAAAGUUAGUAAUCGCAUCGAAUGUUGGAGUAGAGCCAGGUAAGGUGGUGCCCUAUUUGGACAUCCUGCACUCCGCCAUCAGCAUGUCGCGUUGGCGGCCACCACAGAGGAGCAUCAUCUUCAAACGGGACAAUAUAUCGCCGGAUACAACGAAACUGGAUCAGCUAACGGAUGUGCUCUGGUCGGACGUCUUGAAAAUGGCGGAGGACGAGCAGCCAAUAGCCUGUGUUCCCAUCGAAGCCAAUGAUCCCCUGUAUAUCUUGUAUACCUCGGGAACGACGGAUAAGCCAAAGGGAGUUCUAAGAACUAUUGGAGGCCAUCUGGUGGCUCUUGUAUACACGCUGCGAACUCUCUAUGGCAUUAGUCCCGGUGACACUUGGUGGGCAGCUUCAGAUAUGGGAUGGGUUGUGGGUCACUCGUACAUCUGCUACGGUCCACUCUGCUUGGGAGCCACUAGUGUGAUGUACGAGGGCAAGCCAGAUCGUACUCCAGACCCGGGUCAAUACUUUAGAAUAAUCGACCAAUACCAAGUCCGGUCGAUCUUCUCAGUUCCCACCUCCUUCCGCGUAAUUCGUCGCGCUGAUCCGGAAAUCACCUACGGACGUCAGUACUCAAUGAAGUCUUUGAGGGCCAUCUUCAUUGCUGGAGAACACUGCGACUAUGAGACUAAAUCCUGGAUCGAGAAAACUUUCAAGGUGCCAGUGCUAAACCACUGGUGGCAGACGGAGACCGGUUCGGCGGUGACCGCAACAUGUUUGGGCUUUCAGCAGAAUCUCAGUCCGCCCACGUACUCCACUGGUCUACCCCUAAUGGGCUACAAUGUCAAGAUCCUAAGACCGGACGGCAGCGAGGCUCAGACAUCGGAGCUGGGACGAAUUGCCCUUAAGCUACCCCUGCCACCCGGAAACAUGGCCACCCUAUACAAGAACGAAGAACUCUUCUGCAAACUGUAUUUCCAAAAGUUCCCAGGUUAUUACGACACAAUGGAUGCGGGUUACAAGGACGACCGUGGCUAUAUCUUUGUGACAGCCCGAGAUGAUGAUGUGAUAAAUGUUGCUGGCCAUCGGUUAUCUACUUCCAGUCUCGAAGACGCUGUGCUCAGACAUCCGGAUGUAGUGGACGUGGCUGUUUUUGGUGUACCAGAAGCAACUAAGGGCCAGGUACCGCUCUGCCUGUACAUUCCGGUGGAUAAUUGCACAAAGACCGAUGCCAAGCUAUCAACUGAGAUUAUCAAGCUGAUCCGGGAUGUGGUAGGGCCGAUUGCUGCCUUUCGGCUGAUCACGUCCGUGAACAACCUGCCACGCACUCGAUCCGGAAAGACAAUGCGAAAGGCAAUGGCGGAUUUUGCCCGGAACAAGCGCGUUAUCCUGCCGGCGACCAUCGAUGAUGCCAGUGUUUUUAUCGAGAUCAGGAGGGCUCUUCAGCAAUUGGGCUAUGCCAUGUCCGCACCGGAUCCUAUUGUGGCCAAGUUACUCGACUGAAGGGCUGAAAGAAGCCCUGCAUUUAAUCCUUAGCAUGUAUGUACGAUAACCAAGAAGAAAAUAAAAUUUAAGCAAGUUUGGCUGGGGUUUUUCCUCCAUUUAUUUGCGUAGGCCGCAAAAUGGCGAAAAUAA
Molecule: messenger RNA, 2305 nt
Organism: Drosophila eugracilis
Lineage: Eukaryota; Metazoa; Arthropoda; Insecta; Diptera; Drosophilidae
Product: acyl-CoA synthetase short-chain family member 3, mitochondrial
Exons: 5
Coding region: 161-2173 (670 amino acids)
Source: RefSeq, a predicted model, not a curated record